This is a messenger RNA of Aspergillus thermomutatus, 1443 nucleotides long. RefSeq lists its product as uncharacterized. The record is from RefSeq and is a predicted model, not a curated record. The transcript has a single exon. Gene Ontology annotation, molecular function: DNA binding; DNA-binding transcription activator activity, RNA polymerase II-specific; zinc ion binding. Bases 1 to 1443 code for a protein of 480 amino acids. Lineage: Eukaryota; Fungi; Ascomycota; Eurotiomycetes; Eurotiales; Aspergillaceae. Gene Ontology annotation, cellular component: nucleus. Gene Ontology annotation, biological process: regulation of transcription by RNA polymerase II; aflatoxin biosynthetic process.
AUGGAAGAUAUUCGACGAAGUCGUGCCCAGAGAUCCAGAGAACAAUCCGGCCCACCUGUGAUCAAGCUACGAUCCUCGUGUGACUACUGCACGGAUUCCAAGGUCCGAUGCGACAAGCAGCAUCCCAGCUGUGGCCGCUGCACCAAGCUGGGCCACAGAUGCCAAUACAGCGUCUCCUUACGAACAGCGAGGCUGGCCACUCUUCUGACAGCUGGAGAGAACCACGGGACAAACCACGGCGAUGAAAGCAACGAGGAUGCUCGGAAUAAGCGUAAAAGAACACCACCGGCAGCAAUGAGUGGCGCCGGUGGGUCUAUACCACCGUCAUUAUCGCCAUCCCGGCCAUCAUCAAGAACAUCGGCAUCUUCAACAGAUCGCCGAAACCACGGCAUGUCCGAUCCUCCUGCUGCUUCCGAACUGAGCACCAGUUCUGGCACAAAGAGUAUGCCCGCUCCGACAUUGACAGACGGUCCCGGCUACAUCACGCCGUUUAGCUUUGAGUCUGGGUUUGCGGAUCCCAAGAGCGCGUACGUCACGGAAAAUGGUCAGGAGCUAGAGGACGAUUUUCUGCUAAACCAUCUCCCCGGCGCAUCUUCACAUCUUCUACCGUUGGACCCCUCUGCGGGACUACAACGUCCUUGUCCUGACGUCGCAACAACGGCCCACGAGUUCGGUCCACUCUGGGCUUGGCCGGACUUUGUAGACCAGCCCAUGCUGUUGUCGGGGACUCUGUCAUCGCACAACAAUGCUCCAUUCAAUUUGAAUACGUCUGGAGAAUGGGACGAGAAUGGUGCUACGGCAAUGUCGACGUUGAAACCUAAGCCCAUCGAUAUGCAUUCACCUGGCCUCGGCAAAAGUAUGACCAUGACAUCUGAGAGUAACGAAUCCAACACCGGUCUGGCGACUCCCCUUGGUCAUGACUGCACCCGCGUCGGCAAACGUCUGCUCGCCAGCGUCAAUCGACUUUCUAUGCGCGAUGAGGACUCCCCCAGCGGAUUAACCACCGGCCAGGCGCUGCUGGUCUGUUCUGGCAUCACGAAACGGCUACAGCAACUCCUCGAAUGCUCCUGCAAGGAAGACCCACAUCUCCCCUUUCUGAUCGCCGUGAUCAUCUCUAACGUGCUCAUCAUCUACAGCAGCAUCGCCCAGAUCAGCAUCCCGCCGUUCUGCCGGGGGCGUAGCGUAGCUUUUCGACCCGCGCCCCUCACGGUGGGGGUCUACGAAAUGGACGACGAGGCGGGGCGGCUGCUCAACGCGCAGUUGGUCGUGCAUGAACUGCGCAAGAUCAGGCAGCUGGAGGCUCGGUUUUCAGAGAAAUACUGCCGAACCUUCGAGGCCGAGACCGGCGAGAGGGACAUCUAUUCUGCCCUGGGGAAUUUUGUCGGCCAGAGACUCAAUCAGACAAUUGAGGCCUGCUCUGGACAAGGACUGAACUGCGAUUGA